UUUAUAAAUGUAUAUGGGGUCAUUGUUUGGUGGUACAUGUGUACACAUCAAUUAAAUUUUUUGUGUACAUGUAAAUUAUGUAAAAGUAAGUUCCUUUACAAACUUUCCAACCCCACAUGAUUCACAUCGCCUGGUUCAUCUGCGGCUGAGACGGAGAUUGACUCGGCGCCAGAGUUACAUUGACGGUGGAGCUACAUCGGCGUCUUGGGUCCUCAAGAUCUGACACACCACUCUCUUCUCCAUCCUCACUCUCUCUUAUCCUCACCAGAGCGAUCGGAUCUGACACACCACUCUCCUCUCCAUCCUCACUCUCUCUUAUCCUCACCAGAGCGACCAGUGCAUCUUCUCGCUCUGUACCAGCUACACAUGAAACCACCGUAUACAUCUCAUCAUCUCCACUACAAAAAAGUUGUGUUCAUCGCAGAAUCACCAUCUUUGUAGAACAAGAUCUUCACAAAAUCGCCGUCGUAGUGGGACGAGCUUCAUCAUUUCCCUCGACAAAAUAUGUGACAAAUAUUACUCAACCAAAUAAUUGAAGGAAAAUAAAAUAAAAAAAAUCUAUGAUUAAAAUGCAGAUUUAUAAAAGUAAUUGUAUCAAUAAAAAGAUGAAGCACGAGAGAAGAAAGAGAAAGAAAAGAAGAGAGAAAGAAGUAGGUCCUACUAGUUAUUAUUUAGUUUGUCUUUCUCUUAGUUGGUCAAACAUUCUAACCAAUCUAACCAAAAUAUAAUGUCAUUUGAUUAAAAUAUCCAUUCUGGUUUCACUUUUUGUAGGGACAAAGGAGUCUUCAACCACCAAAAAGUACCUUGGUAGCACAAAGUGAUCUUGAGUGUUAUAAAAAGACGUAAAGUGACCUGCAAUGAUAAUAACUCAAUUUAAAAUUUAUAUUCAAUUUUUUUUUGACAAAAUAUCAAAUUAUAAAUUUAUUGUCAUGUGCCUAUCCUCAAUUAUCAGUUGUACUACACGAAAAUAUGGUCUCUCUUUCCCUGCAUUCAUACCAGUCACUAUGUCAUCAAUUCAUUGGAAUUAAAUUUUAUUUCUUUAUGGGCCAUAACUAUAGAGUAUUUGCACUAUAUAAACACGAACAUUAUCUAAAAAGCACAAAUAAAUAAAAAUAAUAGCGAAAAAGGUCGUUCUCUCUUUCCCGUGAACUCAGAAGCCGCCUCCUUCAACCUGAAACCCUAGCUCCGGCCUGCCCUUGCGGUGGUGCCGGAGGCGAAUCUCCCUCUCCUUUCUUUUUUUCCUUUUGCUCUUCUCCUCCUCAAUCAAUCUUAGCCGAUAUACUUGCUUCUCUGAACCAGUUCGAGCUUUAGCGGAGACGCGGUUUUGCUCGACGGUGACGAUUCCCAGCGUCCUUUUGAGAGGCGGUGAGGCUACCAUGAGACUGAGGAGAGAUGAGUCGGCGUUUAGGAUCAAAGAACUUGUCAGAUAUGGUUUUCACUUUUUUCAGAUCUUCAACGAGAGCUUCAUGACGACGGUGCGUGUACCGGUCUGACAACUUCUCUAGCUCGGAUCUACUUUCUAGCGUGGAGGUGAGACAGAAGGAGAAGAUUUUUACAGUGCGGUGGAUGAAGGAUUGUACCCUGGUCCUCAGGGACAUCACGCUCCAAGAUACAAGCUGAUGGAGUAGUCAACCGGAGGUCUGGUUUUGGUCGGGAAGCGUGGCGAAGCUCUACUUCCCUGCACCGGUGUUUGGUCUGAGGUCAUCCCGGUGGUAUGAGUUUUGCACCUUCUGAAGCUGUGAUACGAGGCACCGGUCAUGCUAACCGCGCGUCAAGGUCCGUCUUUCAGUCUGGAUGUAACUGUCCGGUUUUUGGCUAAGGAUCAAGGCAGUGGAAGAGUACGGGUAUGAACUGAGGCUGAAAUGCGCCUUUUAGGUGUUGAGGCGAUUGAUAUCGAACUGAACUCGGAUUAUUGGAAGAUCAAUUGCUUGUUCUCUAUAUUAUAAGUCAGUUUAAGUUUCAUUGUCCGUUUGCUUGACACUGUUUUCACAUCGUGUAGUCUAAUUUAGGGUUUAAGAGACGGUUCAUUCCGAGUAGUGGAUUGUUCUCGUAGUGGUGAAAAAUGGGGGUGAAAAUCUUGUAAGAUUGUAAUCUCGUUACCACGAAUUGGUGAAUGAAAGUUGAAGUUGAGAAAAAAAAAAAACACGAACAUUAUCUAGUAUUUAAGUAGAUACAGAUUUUAAAUGUUCCCCGCUAUUUUUUCGAGGUGCAAUGACCAUGAUAUCUCUAUUGCUUAAAUUAAAUUGAAAACACAUCUAAACAUCUAUUCUUCUCUUUUGCUUCCUCUCUCGUUUUUUAUUUUAUUUUAUUUUGAAUUCAUUUUGCAUCAUUCUCUCUCUUCUCUUCCAAACCCACUUGCAAUUCGAGAGAGAUGUAUUCAUAAUUUCAAAACCCAAGUUUAAUUCAAGUUGUUUGUACUUUCUCCACGUCUUUCUUUAUCUCUUUCUAAAUCACCACAAAAAGAACAUUCUGUCUGAUUUUUACAUAACAAAGAAAUUAAUGUAAUUUCCGUAGCUGUUCUCAUCUGUUGUUCGUCUGCCAAAGAUCCAGCUCCGGAAACUCCAAACAUGCGAGCAGCUAAAACCUUUGGAAGAUUAAGCCUCAUGGUGAAGAGUUGACAAUUGUCCAAAGAAAUCAUCAUCUUACGGAACAUGGACCGGUGAUAGAAGAAGACUAGAUUCAAAUCGUUGAUUUGGUAUAAUCAAUAAAUUAUUUUUUCCAAAGUUUAAUUGUUUUUACUGUAAAGUUAAGUCAUCGAUGAAUCUUUUGUUCCUCUUUCUUCUAUUUUUUUACAUGAUGAUUAGGAAGUUGAUGAAGAUUAGAACAAAGAGAGAGUGAUGAAAGAGAAACAUGGCUUUCUUCUUCUUACUUUUUUUUUCUUGUUUUUGGUGUUACUUAACUUUAUUGCUAAUGAAUAAUGUGGAUAAUGCUAAUUUGUAUUUGUGUGUUGGAUAUUAAAUUAACUUAGUCGGAUAAUGUAAAGUUUAGAUGUGUUAAAAAGUUCAUAUACGAUCAAAUUAGCCUGUAAACAAUGGAAAAAUGCGGAUCUUUGAUCUGUGUUUGGAUAUUAGUUGACUUGUAAACAAUAUUAUUGACGCGAUAAACAUAAUACCAAAAGUUACAUUUUAAUCUAAAUAUUUCAAUCGGCUAACAUAUCUAAUAAAAUAUAACAAUUUAUGUAUCCAAUAUAUUUAUUAUUUGUAACAAUUUAUCUUUUAUUUUAGUCAUUUAAAUUUAUUGUUAGCUAGCUAAAAUAUAUAUAAUACUGUAUAACAAUUAACUAUUCUGUCCUAUUUGAUAUAAAAAAUUCCAAAGGUUUUAAUAUGGUUAUAACUAUUUUUCAUGUAUUUUCAAAUUAACCAUUGAGAUUUAUUGUUAUACAGCUAACAUAUUGAAUAACAUAUCUAAUAAUUUAUAUUAAUUUAUCUUUUAGGUUAGUCUUUUAAAUUCAUUGUUAGACUAUUAAUAUAUAUAAUAUUGCUUAACAAUUAGUUAAUCCAUCACAUCUAAUGUAAAUACUAUAUCGAAUUAGUUCUAGUGUUUAAUUCAAUAACAUAGCAUAGUCAGGUGGAAGACAAACUAUUUAAAUCUAUCAUUUCACGUGUUUGCAUCCCUAAAGAAACUAGUUUAAUGAAUGGCGAAACAGUAAAUAACUCGUCUUCUUCUUUUAUUGUUGUGAAAAAAUCUUCGGCAACUUUCACCAUGGGUUUCAUCAUAGAUUUUUGUCUCUCUCCCCCCAUACAAUCUUCUGCAAUUUUUACCAUGGAAAUAAGUACGUUAACUUCUUGUAUGUAGUUUAUGUGAGUGUUUAUGGCGAGAGCUCGCUGAUUGGCUUCCUUUUAUGGACAAAUUCCGACAUGAACUUUCUGUCUCUCUCUCCCAUACAAUCUUUUUGCAUGCAACAAAGAUCUUUUGCUGCGAUUUCCUUUCCAUGCAGCCCCUUAUAUCAGAAUUAUUAAGUAUUUUCAUUUGCCAAUUUUUGCCUAGCCACCCUCACAUACCUUUGGGGGGGGGGGGAUCAUCUUUACGAAGUCUUUUUAUUUUUUUAACCUACGUUAUUAGGCCUACUCUAAAUGUUUCCUAAGAGCCCGAAGGACUGUUUUGUCAUUUCAAUUUGUUUGGUUGAAUAUUAAGUUCCACACAAUUUAUCUUAUGGAUAGUUACUUAAUUAGUAACUUCUUUUAUGAUUUUGGCCUAAUUCACUCCAUAACCAUAUCAUAAAUCUGAAAUGAAUUUCUCUAUCAUUUUUACGAAGUCUUUUUAUUUUUUUAACCUACGUUAUUAGACCUACUCUAAAUGUUUCCUAAGAGCCAGAAAGACUGUUUUGUCAUUUCAAUUUGUUUGGUUGAAUAUUAAGUUCCACACAAUUUGUCUUAUGGAUAGUUACUUAAUUAGUAACUUUUUUUAUGAUUUUGGCCUAAUUCACUCCAUAACCAUAUCAUAAAUCUGAAAUGAAUUUCUCUUUACUUGGCCAUGAUCAUAGGUUUCUGCUUUAAAUAGAAACUAACUGUUUGUUUGGGCCAUAACUAUAUCAUCCACGCUACGGUAUCAAGUAAUGACCUGUUUGUUUGGGUGAACAGUCUGUUAUAUAUCAUGUGCACAUGAAAUACAUGCGACACACGCUACAGAGUACAUACAGAGAGUCAAAAUCAGUACCGAUAUUUGUUUCAAGUCUGAAAUAAAGUAAGCUUAGAAUUCACAUCAACUCUGGAGUCGUGGAAUGUUAUCUCACUUAGACUCAUCGUUGAUUUGAAUAAGUCACUUUUGAUUUCGCUUAUUGUGAACUAACACCACUAGUUUGAUUAUGGUCGAUGGAAUGAUAGUUUAAUCCUUGUUUGUCACGAAGAAUAGCAAGUGUGGAUUCGAACUUCAAAGUAGACUAGUUAAAAGAUGGUCUAGAACCAGUGUUUUACUACACGUUGAUAUGAGGAUCACGUUUUACUACAAGUUGAUUAUGAUCAAAGCCUCACAGGGAUAGUAUGGCAGGGAUUCUUCUUAGGAGCCAUGAGGGUUGCAUUCUGUGCGUCGUCUCUAGCUUCUGGUGUUCUCAUCAGUGUUCUUCUUCGGGUGACGGAAGUCCAAUCUGUCCUUUGUUUCUGAGAGAAGUUUCAGGCGGAGAAAGGUAUCUCUCUCUUUCUCUCUAUAUGGGGAUUUGUUUCUUACUUCCUACGACGAGUAUAAAUCCGGCAAGCAAGUUCUCGAUAAACCUCAGCCUCCGGAGACAGAAUUGCCUCCUCUUCCAGUUAGUGUUUCUGUUGUUGCUGUUGUUUACUUUUCUAAUUAUGUGUGAUAGUGUUCAUCUUAUUAUUUCGGUAAGUGUAAAGGUAGACUUUGGCAUAUAAUUAGCAGCAGGCUCGGUCCUGGAAUUUGUAAAACAAUUUGGGCCGGAAGCUUUAAAAAAACUGGACCAAAAUAAUUAUAAGAAAAUAAAGAAAAGAGUGAAGUUGCGUACUUCGAACCCAUGAUCAGAAUUUUACACAGUACACACGUUUUUCUGGUUGAACUAAUGAGAACUUUGCAAAAAUUAAAAGCCGAUAUAUUAUUUAUUUUUAAGAAGGCCGGAAGCUGUGUUUCCUUCGUUUCUUUCUAGGGCCGGUACUGGCAAAAUCGUAUAAAUUUUUAUAAAGUGGCGUAUGUUGCAAGUAUUGUUCAGUGUGAUAUACUUAUAGAACCAUUAGACAUAAAUUAUCAUAAGGCAUAUAUAUUUAUCGGUUGUAUGCCCUGUUCGGAACUACGCUAGACGCUAGUCGGACGGUCACUAUGGGCCUAGCGAGUUACUGAAAAAUCGGAGCGUACGCGGGGCCUAAUUUUUAAUACAAUUUAAUAUAUUUAGAAUGUGUUCAGUUAACAAACAUAAAUAUAAAAGUUCAUAGACAUGUUUAUAUGACAUUUAUAGAUAACCAUAAUUUUCUAAGUAUACAUCUGAUUCAAAAUUACAGAAAAAAUGCAAUUCAUGGGAUAAACAAGUCUUGAUCUUGAGAACAUACCAAAAACAAAAGUAAAAAGAUUGCUAGUCUUUAUUCUACACGCUCCACAACCUAAACUAAGCUAAUGGAUCUUGCUGGUUUCUUUACGUAGUAGGUUUAAUGGGAAAUUUUUAACUUUGCUAAUGGACAAUUAUGAAGUUAUUGGGCUUAUCAUUAGCGAGUUGAAUUAGGCGGGCGCGUAACACAUUUAUGCGGAUAAUGCGGGAAUUGAUCGGACAACCACGUAGAGCCACCGAAUUGCACCUACACGCCACGACUUAGCUCCGGCUAACGACUAGGCGGCCGCCUACGCGGCUAGGCGCUCGCGUUUUAGAACAUGAGUUGUAUUUAAUAUUUUUCGUAAUACAAAAUCAAUGUUAAAAAGGUGUAAAUGUAAAAAUUUUUGAUAGAAAAAACAAUUAAUAUAUAAUAAGACUGUCCACGACAAUUUCAGUAUUCAAAAAUCUUUAGAAACAGACAUAUGAUAUCGGUGGUCUUCACUUCAUCCUUCUUGAAAUGUUGAAUGUUUUCAACACUAAAUAACUCAUAUCAUCAAAUUUCAUUGUACAACAAGUUCAUUAUGAUUCAACUACAAAUUUUUUAUUCAACAUUUUCAUUGUAAAUGGUCUAAGAAGUGAUGACAAAGAUAUAAUUCUAAGGUAGGGAAAGUCAUACAUAUCAUUAAAACAAAUUGAAUAAACGUUCAAAAAUCUCUACACAUCUAUAUACAAAGAUUAACUUUUCAGACUUUUAAUAUCAGUCAGCUUGUAUCUAAAUCAAAGGAUCUGCAUUAAUGUCAAAAAGCUAAGAAAUCAAAGAUAAAUCUUCCAAUUAUAGAACGAAUAUUCUCAUUUUAUUAAUGUUCUUCCACUAUAUUAGGAAAGAGAGACUUAUUUCAAGUUGUAAAAAUAUGUAGAUAAAAUCAUGAUAUUAAUUAGUAUGAAUAGUAACUGCUCCACGAGAUAAUUACAACGUUUUUUUCUUUGACUAACUAAUUACAACGUUUUUUAUUUGAUACAUAAUAUAACUGAUAACAAGAUUUGUGGAGAUAAAACAGGAAAAAUCAUCGCUAGGUCAAACAGAAAAAAAACAAAGAUCAUACAAAUCUAAGAAACAAAGAUCAUAACAUAAUCAUUUUGAGAGAAAAGACAGUAAGUAGCUUCUGUUUGUUUGUUUUAUAACUAACGUAACUCCUACAACACCAACCCUAAAGUUUCAUUGCUCACAAAAACCAAAAACCAUCUAUCUCGUUUUGAAAAUUCAAUCGAGGAGACAAGAAUGGCGAGGGCUCUUGUGAUCAUAAACUGCAUCAUUCUGGCCAUAGGAAACUGUGGAGGUCCUCUGAUCAUGCGUCUCUACUUCAACAAUGGUGGCCACAGGAUUUGGUUCUCCACUUUUCUUGAAACCGCUGGCUUUCCGAUCAUAUUCAUUCCUCUUUUCUUCUCUUACCUUAACCGGCGCAGAAGCAACAGCAAUGAAGGCGAGAAUACACGGUUCUUUCUCAUUAAACCACGUCUCCUUAUGGCUGCGAUUCUGAUAGGGAUCCUCUCAGGGUUUGAUAACUACUUAUACGCAUAUGGCAUAGCUUAUCUCCCGGUUUCAACAGCUGCUCUCAUCAUUGCUUCACAGUUAGCUUUCAUAGCUAUCUUCUCGUAUUUCAUGGUCAGCCAUAAGUUUACUCCAUUUACCAUCAAUGCUGUUGUGUUGUUGACUGUUGGAGCUGCUGUAUUGGGAAUGCAUACGGAAACUGAUAAGCCGGUUCACGAGACUCACAAGCAGUACAUGGUUGGGUUCUUGGUGACUGUAGCAGCCGCUGUUAUGUAUGCAUUUCUAUUGCCGUUAGUGGAACUUGCUUACCAGAAAGCUAAGCAACCCAUGAGCUAUACGCUUGUGCUUGAGGUUCAGAUGAUUUUGUGUUUCCUUGCUUCUUUAGUCAGCCUCAUUGGCAUGCUCAUCGCUGGUGAUUUCAAGGCCUUACCAAACGAAGCAAGAGAGUUCAAGCUUGGAGAGGCAAUGUUCUAUGUGGUGGCUGUACUUUCAGCCAUAAUAUGGCAAGGGUUCUUCUUAGGAGCCAUUGGUUUGAUCUUCUGCGCAUCUUCUCUUGUCUCUGGUAUAAUGAUAUCAGUACUUUUGCCCAUCACAGAGGUUUUAGCUGUUAUUUUCUACCAUGAGAAGUUCCAAAAAGAGAAGGGUCUUUCUCUUGCUCUGUCCCUUUGGGGUUUUGUCUCUUAUUUUUAUGGUGAGAUCAAAGCCGACAAGGAUAAAAGAAUACAAGAGGAGGCACAACUGAAUUCUUUGCCUAGAAGAACGAGAAGUACUGAGUGUUAAAACUUAAAACACAUGAGCUUAGAAGGACAUCAUAAAGGUUUUAUUACUUCAUUUCAUCCCUGUUAUACUGUUAUUAGAUUAGAGGAUAUUAAACAGCUUGGAACUAUAUGCCAAACACACAACUCUAAGAAGCUUUUUUUACCUUUUAUACUACUCAAAUGAAUUUGUGACAGAAAAGAUGCAAAGUUAGUCUUGUGUUGUCUUUUGCUGGUUGCUUUUAGCUUUCAUCUCUCUUGAUGGAGGUUUCAUCUCAUUAACUUGUUCAACAAUAAUGCCACAUCACCAUUGUGGAGAUAUCGCGUAAUUCGAGGACCAGUCCCACCUGUAAGUUCAACUAGUAGAGCUUCUGGUAAAGCCUGUUUUGUUCAUUUGUAUGAUUCUCCAUUAUCACCAGUAAGAAGAGAUAACACUCGGUUGAAACACAAUGCAAAGGAAAAAUCUUAAGACAACCACACCCAAAUAUUUUAGCUUUGUCAAACCGCAUAUCUUUCACUCAGACUGCCUUCCCCUAGAGAUUCUAGUUAUUUGAUUGAAACUUGAAUACAUCAAAAACAAGCCUGU
Brassica napus (rape) is the source of this 8855-nucleotide messenger RNA. RefSeq names its product purine permease 3. NCBI's taxonomy places the organism in Eukaryota, Viridiplantae, Streptophyta, Magnoliopsida, Brassicales, Brassicaceae. Gene Ontology annotation, cellular component: membrane. The transcript is spliced from 2 exons. The record is from RefSeq and is a predicted model, not a curated record. Bases 7245 to 8294 code for a protein of 349 amino acids. Gene Ontology annotation, molecular function: purine nucleoside transmembrane transporter activity.